Leptopilina heterotoma is the source of this 2421-nucleotide messenger RNA. Its product is annotated as neprilysin-2-like. Gene Ontology annotation, cellular component: plasma membrane. Gene Ontology annotation, molecular function: metalloendopeptidase activity. The record is from RefSeq and is a predicted model, not a curated record. Gene Ontology annotation, biological process: protein processing. Lineage: Eukaryota; Metazoa; Arthropoda; Insecta; Hymenoptera; Figitidae. The transcript has 10 exons. Bases 44 to 2176 code for a protein of 710 amino acids.
AACCAAGACUUUCGAAAAUAUAAAUAAAAUUUCGAAUCGUGCUAUGGUUCACAGUACAGUGUUGUGUUUAACUAUCAAAAUGUACGCUCUAACAAAAUGUGUUACUUUAUCAAAAACAAUGAAACUUCGUUGUACCUUAUUGCUUUUAGAAAUAUUCUUAUGUCUUGCUGCAUUACCCUUAUCAAGAGCACUAAAUAAUGAUACGACCAUUCAUCCAGACGAUUCAGCAGAGGACAGAGAAUUUUGCUUCAAACCAGAAUGUAUACACACAGCAUCAAGAGUGUUAAGAUAUAUGGACACAAAUUUUGAUCCAUGUGAUAAUUUUUACAAAUUUGCUUGUGGUAAACUCAUAAACAACAAUCUUAUUCAUGGGGACAAUUCAGUAGAUGAGUUUUCACUGAUUACAAAAAUUAUUCGUGAAAAAAUGACGGUUUAUCUACAAAAUGAAACUUUACCUAAUACUUUACCAAGAUAUGCCAGAUUAAUUAAAACAUUUUAUAACAGCUGCACUGAUAAAUAUUCUAAAAAUUUUAGAAAAACAAAUUUAACUUCAAUUAUGGAAUUAAUAAAUAAAACCAAUGGAUGGCCUCUUCUAGAAGGUGAUUCUUGGAGAGAAGAGAAUUUCCAAUGGGAAAAAUUUGGCUUCUCCACCGAAAAUAUUACCGUUUUGGAUAACAAUUUUAUUCGGUUAUCCAUAAUUGUUGACGAUAAAAAUAAUUCAUACAGAAGAUUGUUGAUUAAUCAACCGCAAAAAUUUAUUACCUCUCGAAAAUUGUACAAUAAAUUACUUACCUUUGGACAAUUGUUUGGAGUAAAGAGAAAAGAUGUUGCAAAUAAUUUAAAACAAAUCUCGGAAGUUGAUAACCAGCUGUAUAGUAUAUAUGUACCAAACAAAAAUAAAGAUGAUUUUUUUGAAAGAAUGACUGUAAAGGAACUAAUCCGAAAAUAUCCAAAUAUAUUGUGGAGGAAUUUUUUUAAUACGGAAAUAAAGCCACAUCAAAUUGAUGAUGACGAUGUUAUACUUGUUGACCAUAUCCGCUACUUUGAUAAUUUUACCCAACUUAUUAGAAAUAUUUCAAAAAGAGAUCAGGCAAACUAUCUUAUGUGGAGAGCAAUUUACAGAAUUUCAGCAUCAUAUGUUAACGCAAUUCACACAGAAUAUGAUUCACAAGAAAUAUGUUAUGAUAUUACUGUCGGUAAUUUUAAAAAUGUUUUUGGACUUUUGUAUUCGAAAAUUAAUUUUAACAAAGACUCGUUUCCAAAAGAUGUAGAUGAAAUGUUUGAUAAUAUUUAUAAUGAAUAUAGGACUAUUCUAAAGAAUAAUUCUUGGCUGGAUAAUGAAACGAAACUUAAAGCAUUAGAAAAGCUUGAAUCCAUGAUUAUUGUACCACCAACUCAAUAUCUCUCUCAUGAUGACAAAGAAAUUGAUGAAUAUUACAAAAACUUGGAAAUUACACCAGGCGAUUAUUUUCGGUCGUUGGUAAACAUUUUAAAAUUUUAUGCAUACAAAUAUUUUGUAGACUUGGACUAUCCAGUGAAUAAGACAAGUUGGACAGAGAUACCUUGUGCAUCAGAUGUAAAUGCUUUUAAUAAUGUAAACAAAAAUCUUAUUGCUUUUAUGCCGGCCAUUUUUCAAGGAGUUUUUUUCGACAAAGAAAGACCUCAAUAUAUGAAUUAUGGAUCAAUUGGAUCUACAAUUGGACAUGAAAUAACUCAUUCUUUUGAUAGUCGAGGUAGAAAAUAUGAUAAAACAGGAAACUUUUUCAAUUGGUGGACUGCAGAAGCUAAUGAAUCAUUUCUUUCUAAAGUUCAAUGCAUAAUUGACCAACACAACAACUACAGAGUCGAGGAAGUUGGUUUAAAUAUAAAAGGGAACGAAACGCAAAGUGAAGAUACUUCAGAUAUUGUAGGAAUUAAUGUUGCAUAUUCAGCUUAUGAAAAUUAUAUGAAAACUUAUGGUCCUGAGCCAUUGUUGCCGGGUGUCAAUUACACACAACGUCAACUCUUUUGGAUUAGCUACACACACACACACAUUGUGCAACAAAGACAACGCAAGAACUUAAGUGGAUUGUUGAUAACGGUCCGUACAGUACUCCCGAAUUUCGAGUUAUCGGUUCCCUUUCCAAUAGUUUGGAAUUCGCAAAAGAUUUCCAAUGUCCGACAGGCAAGAAAAUGAAUCUGAAAAAUAAAUGUUCUGUCUGGUAAUUUUUUUUUGUAAAUUUAUUAAUGAAAGAAAGAUUACUGUUACCUCUUGAGUUGUAUUCCAAGUAUUGUACUUUUAAUAUAAUAGUUAAUAAUAGUGAUAAUAUCAUUACUAUAUAUUAUACUUUUAUCUGUAGUCUUCAAUGCGAUGAAGGGAGAAAGAAAAUAUUACCUGUAUUCUCAGAGUUAAUAUAGAAUAAAAUAAAUAAAAAUUUAUAA